Trichoplusia ni (cabbage looper) is the source of this 1431-nucleotide messenger RNA. RefSeq names its product putative nuclease HARBI1. The transcript is spliced from 5 exons. Lineage: Eukaryota; Metazoa; Arthropoda; Insecta; Lepidoptera; Noctuidae. The record is from RefSeq and is a predicted model, not a curated record. The coding region runs from base 237 to 1316 and encodes 359 amino acids.
UCAAUCAAAGUAUUAUUUAUGUUUGUCGUCUAUUUACUAUUUACAGUAUUUACAUCAAUUUUCGUUUUCGGAUGAGGAACGAGGAUAUGAAAUUAUCAAAUAAUGUCUUAGAUGAAAGUGAAGAGAAUGGCUUCUUAAACUAAUCCAAUAUAGAGCUGUCCUGUAAAUCAAUAUUUUUAUAAUUUAAAUCAAGUAUUAAUAUACAAGAUCAAAAUAUAUUAAAUAUUCAAGAUAAGAUGAACACGCUUCUUAAACUGAAGAUGUUGCGGGGCAGCGCUUACAAAGAGAAAAUCAAUCGAAGGCAUCUUACUGAUCUAUCAAAUUGUGUAAACUUGCCAGACUCUUAUCUACUUAAGAACUGUCGCAUCAACAGAUUAGUCUUUCAUCACAUACUGAGAAUAUUAGAACCAGUUGUUCCUAAAACUCAGCGAUCGAAUGGUAUACCAUUUCCUUUGAAGGUCCUAGUAACUUUAUCAUUCUUAGCAAGUGGCUCUCACCAGAAGACAGUGGGCAAAGACUUCAGCAUUAACAUAUCACAGAAGUCAGUGAGCCGAGUCAUCAAGAUUGUUGUUGAAGGGUUUAAUAUGGUGCUCAACAACUGCAUUGUAUUCCCCACUACUGUGAUGCAGAGAGACCAAAUUAAGGAAGGGUUUUACAGAAAAUACCAUUUCCCCGAAACAAUAGGCUGUCUGGAUGGUACUUAUGUUGAGAUAGUGUGUCCAAGGGAUGAUGAAGAAGCCUUCUAUGAUAGAAAAGGACAAUAUUCUAUACAUGCACAAAUUAUUUGUGAUGCAGACACAAAUAUAAUAGCUGUAUGCUGUCGUUUUGGCGGAUCGGCGAGCAACGCGUAUAUUUGGAACAAGAUGAACAUAAGACCAUUUAUUGAAAGCAUCAGUCGCCAGGGAGAAAUGAGUUGGCUUAUUGCCGACAGCAAAUACCCACAACGAGCAUGGCUCAUGACGCCUAUAGUACACGCACCACAAGGCACUCCAGAUUCACAGUACAAUCACUUCCAAGGAAGGACUAGGACUUGCAUUGAUAGGUGUAUCUCCAAACUGAAGGGUCGCUGGCAAUGUCUAUACAAGCGGCCGUUACAUUACACGCCACAGCAAGCAGCAAAAAUCAUUAAUGCUUGUGCUGUGCUACAUAAUCUAUGUAUAAAGGCUGGUUUACCAGAUUCAGAACAUUACAUUGACCCAGAACCAAUGCCAGCUGUAAAUGAAGUGACAGAAAUGCCAGAUGAUAAUGUAAAUGAUCUUUAUAUUGGUAUAGAAGUGAGGAGGCAGCUUGCUGAAAGAAUAUAUUAUAGUGUUUGAAUAUAUUCAAUCACAAUUUUAUUGUAACUUGCUCAUGUUCCUAUGCAAAGGAUUGUUUUGAUCAUCAUCUCAUGAUCAGCUAAUGUGAUGUUCCGCCUUAAUUAUGUGUUAAGAA